AUGGCGGGCAACCCGGUGUUCGGUUUCGAAACGAAUAAUAAUGGCAACUGCCACAAUGUUUCGACCAUGGUUGAAGCCGGGUCACCUGGUGGCCGUGACGAUCACCCGUCAUCCACACCGGGAGACGAGGUCCCGGAUGAAGCAGCAACGAUGGGACCAACAAGUUAUCCCCCCAACCUGAUCGAAUAUGUGUGGCCCUGUGGUCAUCAUGAGAAUGUCGACGUACAACAAGCUCCGGGUACAGCCUUUGUGCGCGGGCAGCUCUCUCUGCCCGUCGCAAAAUCUCCAGAUGAGUUCACAGACGAGGAGAAGACGGGCGUGCCCGGGCGGCUUAAAUGCUGCAAAUGCUGGGCGACUUUCGGCCUGUUCAAGACGCUCGAGGCGUGCCAGGAAUGCGAUCAUCCCUUCGCCGGUUGCCAAACAUGCAUGAUUGUCGACUCUUUGGGGUCGCGCGAGAUUGCCACGAUAGAUCACCUGCCCGCGGGCGAAUUCGACCAAACACCAGAAUACUGGAGGUGCAACACUUGCGAGCACGUCAACCCCUUUGCCAGCGAAGGGCCCAUCAAUGGAUUCCUGGCCCCCCUAGUCUCAGACUAUAUGGACGACAUGGAAUGCAAGAAGUGCGGCGGACCAUUUACCGAGGACAACUGGGUCAUCAGCCCGUUUUGGAUAUACCUUGGAACUUGGAAUGGGAAGGUCGUGGCAGAGGGCGGCCCUUGGCACUGGAGCGCAGAGUGGCAUCGGGACCGUGCUGGCGAGAACCACACCAAGGACGACUGCUACGCUGUCAGGAAAAGCGGCAGACGAAGGCGCGAAAACCCUUGCAUCAACAAGAGCUUUGCCGCCGAGUCUGCUGCCAAGCCCCCCAUCCCGCCUAUCCUAAUCGUGGAUACAGAUCACCACUCUCUGCCUCCACCCUCCGCUGGCUUGACACCAUUCCAGGAAGAACAUGGUUAUAGCAGCGACAGAGAGACCGCGCCAGGGUUCCAGCAGCAAGGCUUUCUUCACCCCGACAACCAGACUGUGGGAACGAGCGGUUUCACCAUCGCCGACUAUGCGCAUGAUGAUGUCGAGUCCGCGGUCAUUGAUGAACCAGGGACGCGCGGCUUGGUGGUUCCCGACGACGACGACCAAGAGCCGGAUCUGGGGUCAUAUUACGAUGCUCCAGCUGGUGGCGAGGAAUUUUCGAGAGAUGGAGAGCAGUCACGGGAGCUCAACCCUCCUCCCGUUGGAACUAUGCAUGCCCUGCCCGAUGAGGACGACAACGGGGAAGCAGGCCCCGUGGGCAACAACUAUUAUGCCCCAUUAAUGCAAGAGGACGUAACCGAGGCUGCGCCUCCACAAGGGAAUGAAGAAUACCUGGAGGAUGAUGACGACAUCUUAGACGCCUACGAUGGCGAGCCGGGGCCCCCGGAAGCCGAUGUCCUUGAGGAUGGCAGCCGAGGCUUGGACCUUGAAGACGGCAACCAAGAAUUCCAACCCGAUGAUGCGUCUCUCGGGACCCCCGCAGAUGCAGAAUUUCCUUUAGAAGACGACAUCCAGUCACCUCCUCCCAUGGACGAAGAGACCCCGCUUGAAGAACCCGAAUUUCCACCAGAAGACGGGGACCGGGAGCUCGACCUCCAAGACACCCCAGAGCUCGAAGAAGCUAACCCCGACUUUGACCCCGCCCUCGCAGCUGAUGAUCUCGACGGAGCAGCCCCCCCUCAAGACAUCCCAGAAGACUUCCCGUCACCACCACCAGAAGAACAACAAGACCUCCCACCCCCACCCCCCGAAGAACCAAUAGAACCAAUAGAACCCGAAGAACCCGAAGAACCCAAACCCACCCUCCCCUACUUCACCGACGGCCACACCGCGAUCCCCCGUAACAAGUAUGCCAUCCUCGACACCCCCGCCGCGGCCGCCUACUGCCCGAAUGGCAUGACACAUGACACGUCGUGGGACAGUGACGAGGAGGAUGAGUUCGAGGGUGAGGAAGCCCUCGAGGUUGGGGACGAGGAGUUUAUUGGUGCAGAUGAGGAUGGCGAGCGGGGGGUUGAGGGUGGGGAGGGGGGGUUUAUGGAAGGGGAGGAGGAGUUUGUUGAGGGAGGCGAGGAGUUGAUGGAGGGUGAGGAUGGAGAGAGGGGGUUGGAUGAGGAGGGGUUGGAAGGGGAGGAGGAGUUGGGAGAGGGGGACGGGGAGGAAGGCGAAUUCGCUGAUGAGGAGGCGCUCGAGGAUGGUGAGCGUGGCCUUGAUGACGAGUUUGCUGAGGGUGAGGAACCGCUCGAGGGGGAGGAACCCUUGGAGAGCGAAGGUGAGCCCCUUGAUGGGGAGUUCCUUGAUGGUGAGGAUGGUGAGCGUGGCCUUGAGGGUGAGUUUGGCGAGGAAGGUGAAUUCCCUGAAGAAGGCGAGUUCGCCGAGGAGGGCGAGCUUGCCGAUGAGGGGCUUCCUGAAGAUGGCGAGUUUGUCGAGGACGGAAUCCCCGAGGACGGCGAGUUCGACCCUGAGAUGGGCGAGGAGAUGCUCGAGGAUGGCGAGCGCGGACUCGACGAAGAGUUCCUUGAAGGCGAAGGUGAGUUCCCGGCCGAGGGCGAGGGCGAGUUCCUACCCGAAGAUGGCGAAUUCCCUCCCGAAGGCGAAGGCGAUGAGUUCGACCCCGAAGCAGGUGAGCGCGGCCUCGAGGACGGCGAAUUUGCCGACGGUGAGUUCAUGGAAGGCGAGGAGUUUGAUGAAGGAGGUGAAUUCGCCGAAGGGGACGAAUUUGCUGAAGGGGGUGAAUUCGCGGAAGGGGACGAAUUUGCUGAAGGCGAAUUCGCUGAUGGUGAGUUUCCUCCUGAUGACUUUCCCCAAGAUGAUUUUGCCGGUGGCGAAUUCCCCGAGGACGGAUAUGCCGAUGGUGGGUUCGAUGAGGGUGGAUUCAACGAUGGCGGAUUCGACGAAGGUGGGUUCCCUGCGGACGGCGACCGUGGCUUUGGCGACGAUUUCGGCGGGCAGCCCAUGGACGAUGGCUACGCUGGCGGCUAUGGUGGCGAUGGAGGGGGAUAUGGCGACGCGGGGUAUCCUCAGGAAACCUUCGACGAUGGUUCAUACCCUGGCGGAGGCGGCGAUUAUGCUGGCGAUGGUUAUGGCGAAGAUAACUACGCUGGCGACGAUUACGCCGGAGCCGGAUACCCCGCCGACGAGUACCUGGAUGGCGCACCCGAAGGUGAAUACGUCGAUGGUGAGCCUGAAGCCGAAUACGUCGAUGGCGAGCCAGCCUUUGAUGAGAACCCCGACGAAUUUCAAGACACCGACUUCGUGGAAGGCGAAUUCGUCGACGGCGAACUAAACGACGAAGUCGUUGACGACCAAUUUCCCGAGAACGAGCCGCUUCCCGAGGACGAGCCGCUUCCCGAGGACGGUGUCGAAGAGGCCAUCGAUGACGUCGACGGGGAAUUCGCCGACGGCGAGCUUGCUGACGAUCAACUUGAAGGCGAGUUCGCUGACGGAGAGAUAGGCGAAGACCAAGCCAUCGAGGACGGCCCUAUCGACGAAGAGGGCGAGAUUCUCGAAGACGGCGAACGGGACCUCGAAGAAGAGCCUCCUGGGGAAGAGCCUUUUGUUGAGGAAGAAGUACCAUUGGACGAAGAACCGCCCCUCGACGAGGAACCCCCCCUUGACGAAGAGCUUCCUCUUGAUGAAGAGCCCCCUCUCGACGAAGAACCCCCUCUCGACGAAGAACCCGCUUUAGACGAAGAGCCACCCUUUGAAGAAGAAGCUCCUCUCGACGAAGAACUACCUCUUGAGGAAGAGGCCCCGUUUGACGAAGAGCCUCCUUUAGAAGACGCUCCUCUCGAGGAUGACCUACCCCUCGAAGACGGCGAGCGGGGUUUCGACGACGAAAUGGCUGUUGACGACCAGCCUUUUGAAGAGCCACCUUUUGAAGAGCCACCUUUUGAAGAGGAGCCGUUCAAUGAUCCCCCAUUGGACGAGCAACCCCUGGACGAUGUCCCGUUCGACGAGGCACCCCUCGAUGACGCACCGUUUGACGAACAGUUCCAAGAUCAAGCCUUCGACGAUCAAUUUCAAGAACAGGUUUUCGAUGAACAGCCGUUUGACGAUCAGGCAAGGGGCUUUGAUGAUGGGGGUUUCGAUGAUGGUGGAGGCUUCAACGAUGCUGGAGGUUUUGACGACGGUGGAUUCAAUGAUGGUGGAUUCAACGAUGGGGGAUUCAACGAUGGUGGAGGUUUUGACGACGGCGGGUUCAACGAUGGUGGGGGCUAUAAUGAUGGUGGUGGUUUCAACGAUUCUGGGGGCUACAACGACACCGGAGGUUACGACGGUGCGGGGUAUGGCGAUGAUGGUGGCUACAAUGAUUCCGGGGGAUAUAACGACCCUGCCCCCUACGACGACGGCGGUGCUUACAAUGACUCCGGCGCCUUCAACGACCCUGUUUCCUAUGACGAUGGUGGUUACAACGACCCUGCUCCAUACGACGACCCGGCCCCAUACGAAGAGCCGGUUCCAUACGAAGAGCCGGUUCCAUACGAAGAGCCGGUUCCAUACGAAGAGCCGGUUCCAUAUGAAGAGCCAAUUCCGGCCGGUGACAUAGAGCCGUUGGAGUCACCAGCCCCAUUCGAAGAGGAGCAGACUUUCGACAGUCAGCCACUAGAUGAUGAUGUUCAAAUGGAUGAACUGCCUUUUGAGGAAUCUCCACUCGACCCAGAACAACCAAUCGAUGACCAAUUGGAAGAACAGGCGAUUGAAGAGCCACCGUUGGAGGAAGAGUUCGGCGAACAGGAGGUAGCCGAAGCGGAGAGUUUCGACGAUCAGCUCGCCGAUGGGCUAGAUGACCAACCCGCAGUGGAAGACAGCUUCCCCGAGGAAGAUUUACCUGCGGAGGAGGAGCUUCCGAUUGAGGAUGAACUACCGGUAGAAGAAGAACUGCCCAUCGAGGACGAACUUCCCAUCGAGGACGAACUGCCGGUGGAGGACGAACUUCUAAUUGAGGACGAACUACCGGUGGAGGAACUUCCUGUCGAAGAGGAACUUCCAAUGGAAGACGAUUUACCGGCCGGCGAUGACCUACCACAAGCUGAGGAGGAAUUUCCCGCCGAGGAGGAGCUCCCAAUUGACGAGCAGCUCUUGGAAGAACAGGCAGUGGAGGAAGAACCUUUUGGUGAUGAAGCGCCAUUGGAUGAUCAGCCGUUCGACGAACCGCCGAUGGAUGAGGAACCAUUUGAGGAGCAACCAUUCGAAGAGCAACCGUUUGAGGAACAACCAUUCGAGGAACAACCAUUCGAGGAACAACCCAUCGAAGAGCAACCAUUUGAGGAGCAGCCAUUCGACGACCGAGGCUUCGAUGAAGGAACAGGCCAAGAUCAAUUCCCCUUUGACAACGACCCCGGCAUGGACAACGGAUACCCACAAGACAACUUUGAUCAGAAUGGUGGGGACCAGUUUCGUGAUGACGAUCGUGACCUGUAUUCCGGGGCGGGGUACGGAGAUCCAGUCGACGACUUCCAAAGUGGCGGCCAAGACAACUUUGACCAGUACGAUGACCGGCUUCCCGAGCAGAAUUACGAGGAGCCUUUUCAGGACGACUACAAGGAGCAACCUUUCGAAGAACAACGAUUUGAAGAACCGUUCGAGGAGCAGCCUUUUGAAGAGCAACGCUUCGAAGAGGAGCCAUACCAAGAGCCACCUUUGGAAGAGCAACCGUUUGAGGAACAGGCAUUCGAGGAGGAACGCUUCGAAGAAGAGCCAUACCAAGAGCCACCCUUUAGAAGAGCAACCUACCACGAACAACCUUUCCAAGACGACUACAACGAGCAACCCCAAGAUGAAUUCCGGGGCGACGACCAAUAUCACGAGCAGCCUUUCCAAGAGGACUACAAAGAGCAACCCCAUGAUAAUUAUCCAACCGAUGACCAAUACCAAGAGCCGCCCCUCCAAGACAACUACGAUGGCCAAUACCAAGAGCCGCCCCUCCAAGACAACUACGAUGACCAAUACCAAGAGCCGCCCCUCCAAGACAACUACGAUGACCAAUACCAAGAGCCGCCCCUCCAAGACAACUACGAUGACCAAUACCAAGAACCGCCUCUCCAAGACGAUUACAAUGCUCAAACUCAGGAUGACUUCUCGGCCGACGGCCACUACGACGAGGAACCUUUUCAGGAAGCUUAUUACGAACAGCCGCAGGACAAUCACCCGGCUGACGACCAGUACCCAGAAGAGACGUUCGAGGAUGCCUACGAUGAGCAACCCCGGGAUAACGAUCUGGUUGAUGACCAAUACCAGGAACAGCCGUAUGAGGAGGCCUUUGACAAUGCACAACAGAUGCGUUCUCCAGAGCCCGACAUACUCCCGGCGUUUGUAUCCCCGCAAGAGCACGAAGAUUAUGCCCCAGUCCGUUCUCCGUCUUUACAAGAGGUACAGCAACCUGAGCAGGAGUAUGAGGAGUACUCACCUGGUGUUGAACAGGCACAAGAUGUGUACUAUGAUGCCGAUGAACCCGUGGAAGAACACCCAGAGGGCAUGGUACCCUACCAAUCAAACGACCCCAUGGAAUUGGUAUGCACUCACGACGACGAACACCAAGAACAGGUGCCCGUGGCAGCCGGACAUGGGAGGGGCAGGGUGCAUAAGAAAGAGAAAUACCAAUGGCUGCUUCCGCUCAUGGCAACCGCGACCUUGGGCUGGGGCCUAGAAGAGCUCGAGGAACAGUAUCAUGCGGCGAACUUGAAGGCGUCGGGAUUCAGCUUUGCCGCACUUGCAGCCAAACUCUUCUGUGUGAAGAAACCAAAGGACGAUGCCAACACCGACAAGGACCAAGACAACACCGCCGCUGAUGGGGUGGUGGGCGGCGAGAUACGAUCACCCGCCCCCGAUGGCGAGGUGAAUAACGCCGAGAUGAACCCCGAGGAUGCACUGCAGAAUCCCGCGAUGGAUGAUCCAAAUGGAGAGUGGGAAGAUGUGAACGAGAAUGAGGAGGUGGAUAAGAAAGACGACAAAGGGAAGCGGGGCUUUUUCGGGCUGUUCCGUGGCAAGAAGAAGGAAGGGGAUCUCGAGGCCCAAAACCAACAGCUCCAGGACGGCCAAGACCCAAGUAUGCAGAACGACGAACUCAACCCUGACGCCCCAAUGGGCGAGAAUGGGUACACCGAAGGCCAGCAGCCAGACGGACAGUAUCCAGCAGACCCCAAUGCCGAUCCGACCGGCGAGCAGCCCAAAAAGAAAGGAUUCUUUGGCGGGCUUUUCAGUAAGAAGCCAGCACCGGAAGAGCCGGUAUACAUAACUGCGGACAACGUGGACCAGGAUAGGAACGGCGAAGGGUACAACGACCAAUACACGGACCAAAAUAUGAACGGCCAAAUGGACCAACAGAACGGCGUCAAUCAACCGGCAAAGAAGCAAGGGUUUUUUGCUGGGCUGUUUGGAUCGAAGUCCAAAUCUCAAAAUCAGCAAAGUGGCGGCUUCAACGAUGGUUAUGAUUCCCAGCAGCCGCCACCGAAGAAACAGGGAUUCUUUGCCGGGCUGUUUGGGUCGAAGUCCAACUCCCGGAAUCGGGAUGGCGGUGGCUUCAACGAUGGCUACAACGAAGGUCAGCAGCAACCUGCCAAGAAGCAAGGUUUCUUUGGAGGAUUGUUUGGUUCGAAGUCCAAAUCCCAGCACCAGCAUGGCAAUGACUUUAACGGUGGCUCUCAGCAGUACGGUGACAACUACAACGGUGGUUCGCAACAGUACGGGGACAACUACAACGGUGGUUCCCAGCCGCACAACGGCGACUACAAUAACGGCUCCCAGCAGUAUGUCGAUGACUACAACGGCGGUUCUCAGCAGUACGGGGACAACUUAAACGCCGAUACUCAACGGCCCGGCAAGAAAAAAGGCUUCUUUGCGGGACUCUUUGGGCCGGACAAAUCCAAACAACGCAACACCGAGGUCCAGAACACCGGCACGUCUUACGAUGAUGGAUACAACGAGCCAGCAAAGAAACAGGGUUGGUUUGGGGGUUUCUUCAGCUCCAGCAAGAAGAACAAGAAGAACAAGCAGAACGCAAAUGGGAACGGCCAGGAAUACCCGAUGGAGACCUUCUCCGGCCAAGAACCCGCCAACUAUGACAACACCGUACGCCAAGACGGCUAUGACAACACCAACCCCAAUGAUUCGAGCCAGAAACCCAAGAAGAAGGGCUUCUUCGCCUCCUUCUUCGGCUCCAACAAGAAGUCCAAGUCCACCCAGCAAACCACCGCCAACCCAGACACUGUCGACCAAAAGCCCAAAAAGCGCGGCUUUUUUGCCACCGUUUUCGGUGCCAAGCCCAAGAAGAACGAGGACAUCGAGAUGGGCAACCUCAACAACCAGCCCGAGGAGGCCCGCGUCGGCCGCGUCAGGACCGGCAGCCCACAGCUCCACCAGGGCGAGUCAGGCGCGCGGCAGUCCGCCAUGGCCGACGUCAUGGACGACGGCAACUUUGAGGACGUUCCGGACAAGAAAAAGAAAAAGAAGAAAGAUAAGAAGGACAAGAAGGCUGCCAAGGCCGCUAAGGCGGACAAGAAGAACAAGGGCAAGGGCAAGGAAGUGCGGCGGAGUGCCGUGUAUGAUGAGCAGGGCCGGGUGGUGAAGGAGGCACGCAAGGCGAGGCAAGGGCCGAUGAAGAUGCGGUAUGCGCCGAACCUGCCGAGCGAUAGGAUGUAUCAGCAUGUGAACGGGCCCAAGCCUAUUCGGAAGGGCGGUGGACGGACAGCGGUGGCGGCGGCGAACCCGGGGAAUUGGUUCUGGAUGGACGUGUAUUGGAAGUAG
Chaetomium globosum CBS 148.51 is the source of this 8769-nucleotide messenger RNA. RefSeq lists its product as uncharacterized. The transcript is spliced from 5 exons. The record is from RefSeq and is a predicted model, not a curated record. Bases 1 to 8769 code for a protein of 2922 amino acids. NCBI's taxonomy places the organism in Eukaryota, Fungi, Ascomycota, Sordariomycetes, Sordariales, Chaetomiaceae.